ACAUGAUUCUUCAGGCAGGUCUGGUUCUCUUUUUUUUUUUUUUCAAACUGCAACUCGCAUUUACCCCUUAAGACAACAUCUUUUUCAUCUCCCUAUUAAACACAAAGACCUAACCAUAUAACAACAGUAGCCUCUAGAUACAUCCCUUAGGAAAACACAAGAAUUUUUCAGAUUCUUAUAUCAUUUGGAAUGAUGAAAUGGGGAAAAAAGAAACCUGUUUCAUCUUCUUCUUCUUCAGGGUUGUCUCGGGCUCAUCCUGUUUCUUGGUUUUCAAAGUUGAGUGGUUCUUCUGACUUGAAACCUGUAAAAGAGAAGAAGCCAGAUGAUGAAGCUAGCCAGAAGAUGUCUGCAAAAGCUUCCUUGAGUUCUACGAAACGUAGAAAUGAUAUUCAUGAGAGCAACAAAAGGUUACAGAGAGUAUCAGCAGAAAAGGAGAACGCUGCAACAAGAUCAGCAAAUAUGGAAUCAAAUGAGAAGCUUGAAGAGAUUAUGAGCAGUGUCAGGAAGAAAGAAAGAGAUUUCCAAAGAGAGACACGUAACUUUCAGGAAGUAGAGGCAAUGGACAGAGACAAAGGAACUGUGAUCAUGACGCCAAGAGUUCAUGUGAACAGAGAUAAGCAGAGAUGCGAGAGGCGUGACCAAAAGCUUCUUGAACAAAAGCCAAAGAGACCAGAACAGGACGCAGAGGUCAAGAUGAAAAAAACAGCUAGAAGGACACGUACAAGUAACAGUAGAGAGACUCUUGUGGCUCACCAGUGGCAGCAUCUCAAGGAAAUAAAACUAAGAGAAGUGAAGCUGAAGGCAGACAAGCAGAGGAAAUCUAUGUACCUAAGAAGGGAGCUAGGAACAAAAGAAAAGAGCAAGGUUAGAGUUUUUUCACCAAGAUCAUCUGAAAAAUGCAGAGUUAAAGCUAUUGAAGACUUGAAGAAGGCUAAGCUGAGAGCGAGGGAGCAACAAGAGCUAGAUGGAGGGAUGGAGAAUGAAAGCUUUGCAGUGGUGAAAUGCUCGAGCGAUCCUCAGAAGGACUUUAGAGAUUCAAUGAUUGAGAUGAUCACGGAGAAUGGUAUCAAUCACCCUGAAGAACUCAAAGAGCUUCUGGUUUGUUAUCUAAGACUCAAUAGUGAUGAGUAUCAUGACAUGAUCAUCAAUGUGUUUCAGCAGGUGCAUAAUGAUUUAUUGAUGUUGGUGUAGAAUAGUAAUAUAAAGACCAAUGGAUGAUUUAAUUAUUAAUAGUUUACACUUUCUAAGAUGUAAUUCUGAUAAUUUCAUACUUCUUGGUUAUAACGAAAACUGAUAGCAAGUCUUUUAGUGGUUUA
This is a messenger RNA of Raphanus sativus (radish), 1316 nucleotides long. RefSeq names its product transcription repressor OFP5. The transcript has a single exon. NCBI's taxonomy places the organism in Eukaryota, Viridiplantae, Streptophyta, Magnoliopsida, Brassicales, Brassicaceae. The coding region runs from base 190 to 1191 and encodes 333 amino acids. The record is from RefSeq and is a predicted model, not a curated record. Gene Ontology annotation, biological process: negative regulation of DNA-templated transcription.